This is a messenger RNA of Bactrocera latifrons, 3228 nucleotides long. RefSeq names its product spermatogenesis-associated protein 20. The transcript has 5 exons. The coding region runs from base 297 to 2813 and encodes 838 amino acids. Gene Ontology annotation, biological process: carbohydrate metabolic process. The record is from RefSeq and is a predicted model, not a curated record. NCBI's taxonomy places the organism in Eukaryota, Metazoa, Arthropoda, Insecta, Diptera, Tephritidae.
CAUAUGUCAACAAAAUGCAAAAUAAAGGUGUGAACAACAACACAGACGGCAAGAAUAACAACAACAAAGUGCUAAACCUGUUAAUUGUCACUUGCCCACCAACAAUUCUUUUGCGAUAUCUUCUUACUUAUUGGACUAGCUGUCAAUACUGCAGCAGCACAUAAUCUCUAAUUUACAAGUCGAUCAAACGUGAAAAUAACGCAAUUUUCAGCUGUAAGCAUUUGUGAUUGUGUUUGCGAAUUGAGAGGAGUUGAGGACUAAUUGCUACAACUUUGUGUUGUACAUCUUUUUUUGCUAUGUUGAAUAAUAUUCUACAUCCUAGCUGGAUACGUAAGGUCAUAGCCAAAACGGUUGCACAAGUGCCUGUAACAACAACAAGCAAGCAAUUURUAACUAUCACAGCAGCUGGAGCAUCAAGGCGAACCAGUUGUACAGUUUCAGUGAAAAGAAGUUUAUUUGAAAGUGGUUGUGAAAAAUACAGCAGCUUUGCUUAUAGCAGUCAAUCUGCUCAAACACGAAAAAUGUCUGACAAAGGCGCACCCCAAAGCACUGCAGAAACGACGAAGAGCAGUGUAGCUGGUGCAAUAGGUGACGCAGCUAAGCAUACGAAUCGCUUGAUAAAUGAAAAGUCGCCAUAUUUGCUGCAACAUGCGCAUAAUCCCGUCGAUUGGUACCCCUGGUGCGAGGAGGCCAUUGAACGUGCACGCAUGGAGAACAAGUUAAUAUUUCUCUCGGUGGGUUAUUCAACAUGCCACUGGUGUCAUGUGAUGGAACACGAAUCAUUUGAAAAUGAGAACGUCGCUAAAAUAAUGAAUAAAAAUUUUAUCAAUAUAAAAGUUGAUCGGGAAGAGCGUCCAGAUAUCGAUAAAAUCUAUAUGCAAUUUGUGCUAAUGUUGAACGGCAGUGGCGGUUGGCCCAUGUCGGUGUGGCUAACACCAGAUCUGGCGCCAAUUACCGCAGGCACCUAUUUUCCUCCAAACGAUCGUUGGGGCAUGCCGGCAUUCACGACAGUGCUUAAAACGAUAGCRUCCAAAUGGCAAUCAGAUCAAGAGGAGUUAAAACAAACGGGCAAACAUGUGAUUAGUGCAAUACAAAAGUCGCUAAGUGAAAAAUCUACGACAGCCACCUUUGAACCAGGUAGCGCUGAAGCCAAAUUGCAUGAGGCAGUGAACAUUUUCAAGCGUCGCUAUGAUCAAGAAUAUGGUGGUUUUGGCAUGCAACCGAAAUUUCCCGAAGUAGCGCGCAUAAAUUUUCUCUUCCACGCCUACAUUAUCACCAAGGAUGCAGAUGUGCUCGACAUGGCGCUACAAACGCUACAGCACAUCGGUCACGGYGGCAUACACGAUCAUGUUUUCGGUGGUUUUGCGCGCUAUUCUGUGGAUCGUGUGUGGCAUGUGCCRCACUUUGAGAAAAUGCUCUACGAUCAAGGCCAACUAUUGACGGCCUACGCAAAUGCUUACAAAUUAACGAAUGAUCAGGCGUACUUGCAAUACGCUGACGGCAUCUUUCGUUACCUGAUGAAGGAUCUAAGACAUCCUGAUGGUGGUUUCUUCGCCGGCGAAGAUGCUGACUCCUUGCCGACAGCUGAUGCUAGGGUUAAAGUGGAGGGUGCAUUUUACGCUUGGACUUGGUCCGAGGUGAAGCAGGCAGUGCAUGCGAAUGCAGCGUUGUAUGCAGACUUGAAAUUGGAGCUGGAGCGCAUAUUUGAAAUCUAUACGCAUCACUACGAUUUGCGUCAAACGGGUAAUGUUGAGCCCAACAGUGAUCCGCAUGGUCAUCUCACGGCCAAAAAUAUACACAUUGUGCGUGGCUCAAAAGCUGAAACCUGCGCUAAGUUUGAUAUCACCGAGGAACAAUUGCAGCGCGUGUUAGACAUCACUAAUGAGGUGCUGCACAAAAUACGCGAUCAGCGACCGCGCCCACAUUUGGAUACGAAAAUAAUUUGCGCCUGGAAUGGUUUAGUACUCUCCGGUUUAUCGAAAUUGGCCAAUUGUCGUUCAGCAAAACGCGCUGAAUACGUCAAGGCCGCAGAGGAACUGUACAAGUUUUUGCACAAACAUCUGUAUGAUGAGGAGAGGAAGGUAUUGCUGCGUUCUUGUUAUGGCCUUGGUACCGAUGAUUCUACUUUGGAGAGUGCAUCCGCCCAGAGCAUCGAUGGGUUUCUAGAUGAUUACGCCUUUCUCGUCAGGGGUCUAUUGGACUACUAUAAAGCUUCAAUGGACGGCAGCGCACUCAAAUGGGCUAAAGAAUUGCAAGAGGUACAGGAUACACGCUUYUGGGAUGACACGCAUGGUGCGUAUUUCUACUCAGAGGCCAACUCGCCGAAUGUGAUUGUGCGACUAAAAGAAGACCACGAUGGCGCCGAGCCAUGUGGUAAUAGCAUUGCCGCACGCAACCUGCUCCUACUCGCUCACUAUUUAGACGAAAAUAAUUACAAGGACCGCGCUAUUAAAUUACUGGAGUUCUUCGCUGACAUCAAUCCAUUCGGUUAUACACUACCAGCAAUGAUGUCUGCGUUGUUGUUGCACGAAAAUGGGCUCGAUUUAGUGGCUGUAGUUGGUCCGGACUCGAAUACUACACAUCGCUUCGUAGAAAUAUUACGAAAAUUCUAUAUACCAGGCAUGAUAAUUUUACAUGUCGAUCCGCAAUAUCCAGAUGAGACUUACAAUCAACGUGUGCAGGAUAAAUUCAAAAUGGUCAAUGGUAAAACAACGGUUUAUAUCUGUCAUGAACGUGUUUGCCGUAUGCCAGUUACUGACCCCGAAGAACUCGAACAAAAUCUGAAAGAAAGAUUCUUUAAGCGAGACGAGUGAAGAUGCGUUGAAUUUUAGAAGAUAACCUCUUUAAAAAUUUAACCAAAAUAAUUGUUACAUCUAGCGUUUACAAACAAAAGCAGUAGUGAUAAAAACUUAUUAGGACGCAGACGUUUGAAAAACGAAAGGGCUAGUGCAAAGCGCUAGUUACAAUUCUGCUAUACAGUUUAGAGCUCGUGCCUGUCUAAUUUUACUUUGGUUCUGUUAUUAAUAGUGCUAUUUACUUAUUUUAAAUAGCGUUUAUACGUAAAAAUGUUUAUUAAAUCAAUUGAAUUGUAUACGCUUGGCGAUAAGUGUUUAUAAUUUUAACAGCGUGAAAAAAUAAUUGUGAGAUUAGUUAGUAAAUACUCAGCAGAAUGUUAUUAUGUAGUUUGCAGUGAGCUUUAAACAGUAAAAAAAAUAUAAUCAGAACCCA